Molecule: messenger RNA, 2323 nt
Organism: Silurus meridionalis
Lineage: Eukaryota; Metazoa; Chordata; Actinopteri; Siluriformes; Siluridae
Gene: zbtb8b
Product: zinc finger and BTB domain containing 8B
Exons: 4
Coding region: 157-1686 (509 amino acids)
Biological process (GO): regulation of transcription by RNA polymerase II
Molecular function (GO): protein binding; DNA-binding transcription factor activity, RNA polymerase II-specific; RNA polymerase II cis-regulatory region sequence-specific DNA binding
Source: RefSeq, a predicted model, not a curated record
CUCCCGUUAGGAAGACUAAGAUAACGGAAGUGGUCAGAUCUUAGCAAUGAAAACAACAUCGGGACUUUUUUGGGGAAUAAAUAGCUAAAGCAGAGGAAUUGUGUGGACUUUGGUUUGCGGAGAAACACGGCUCCGGCCUGUACGCACAGGGACGAGAUGGAGGUUCCUUCUUAUCACUCCAAGCUAUUAUGUGAGCUGAACGAACAGCGUAAAAGGGACUUCUUCUGCGACUGCAGCGUCAUCGUAGAGGGCCGCGUCUUCAAGGCGCACAGAAACAUCCUCUUCGCGACAAGCGGAUAUUUCCGGGCUCUGCUGGUGCACUACUUGCAAGACAGCGGCCACAGGCAUAGCACAGCCUCUCUGGACAUCGUCACGGCAGAUGCCUUUUCACUCAUCCUGGACUUUUUGUACUCCGGUCGCCUCAACCUCCGCACCGAUAACGUGAUUGAGAUCAUGUCAGCUGCCAGCUAUUUGCAAAUGACUGACGUAGUGAACUUUUGCAAAGGCUACAUCAAGUCAUCGUUGGAAAUCUGUAACCGAGAGAAGGAGGGGCAGAAAGAGACCGGGAGGGAGCGAGAAGGCCCAGCUGACAGUGGUACGCCCGCACUGGUCUCCAGCGUUCCUGCAGCGUCCACUUCCCAAACGGACAGGGGAACACCACAGAGUAUGGAGACGCCCAAUUCUGUCGAGGCGUCAUCUGAUAUUCCUUCCACACCAGCUGCUACCAGUAGCAAAGACUCGCAGAGUGAGAGUGAGAACUCGCAGGGAGGGUUUCCCAGGCAGCCUCCCGCCAGUGCCGCUGCUAAGAACAACCCAGCACAAGACGUAAUCAACCCAUCAUCUUCAGGGAUGGUCGUCGUACCGGGGCACCCCAAGAUCAAAUUUGACCCCGAUGAGGAAGGCGAGUGUUCACUUGAAGCCAAAGACAUGGACCUGUAUGAAAACCCAAGCAAUGGUGAAGAACGAACUCUCAGCUCAAGUCCCGCUCCAAGCAGUGAGCCGACGUCCCUUCCUCCGUACUCCAACUAUCAGAUGAAGCAGUACAUGGACGUCCUGCUACGCGGAGGAGCCGGUUCUCACCGCGAGGAGCUCGUGCCUCAUUUUGGGCACAGUUUGGGAAGCAGUAAUAUGAUGGGUCGAGUAGAUGAAGGACUCGUUCAUGGAGGCUCCUGCAGUAUGGAGAUCCAAAGCGACUGGUACGUGGAGGAUACAGUUUGCUACUCAGGGAGGCUGCAUAAGUGUCCGUUCUGCCCCUACACCACCAAGCAGAAGGGCAUUCUGAAAAGGCACAUCCGUUGUCACACUGGGGAGAGGCCAUAUCCGUGUGAGAUCUGCGGAAAGCGUUUCACUCGACAGGAGCAUCUACGCACACACGCCGUCACCGUCCAUCGAGCGACCUGGCCCAUCGUGUGCAAGGGCUGCAGGCGCGUCUUCUCCGGAGCCGUGUCUCAGGGUCUGAAGCGAUUUGGGCUUUGCGAUAAUUGUACUUGCGUAACUACGACCAACGUGGAGUCUCCUUCCAUGAACAUGAGCGACCAGUCCGUGAGCGUGGAACAGGCCACGGCGGACUCGGAUUGGCCCAUCUUCAUGGUGGAUGGAGACGAGGAACCCAGUGCUGGUGCUGGGGAAGUGGACGACAAGAAGGACCUCCAGAGGCAGCUUUCAGAGGGGGGGAGUCUCCUGUAGACAUCGAGAAACCCUACAGCACGAAUGAGAGUAAACCUAUGGAUAGAUCCUGGUCUUUAUUGUUCUGUGAGAAAACAAAAGAUCUGGCCUAAUGCCAGUUAGUAAGAGUACUUAAUGUAAGUACUGAACUGUGAUCAUGUUUACGGGUAUGUGAAGAACCAAAUGUCCACAGCUCCAGUGGAAUCGAUUGUCCGGAUUUUAGUUUGAAACUGGUUAAUAUCGUUUAUUAAUUCUGCUUCAAAUUUUGCUUUAAAGGUACAGCAAUCAGUAUAUGGAUUUUGCUAAGAGACAAUAACAGGUCAUCUGCAUAUAUUGAGUGGAAAAGUACAAUUCAUCAAAAUCUAAAGAUAAUGACCAUAACACUAGACAAGUUAUUAAAGCGCUACAGCUAUUGAUCCAUAUAGUCCAUGUUUGUUAUUCUUUAGAAUAAAACGAUCUGUCUGGAGAUUUUCCGCAUCAUAUAGAUUUGUGUUUCUCAUAGUUGGAUCCUGAGGCCUGCAGGGGUUCCUAAAGCAUAGCUUCGGGUCCAUUUUGUUUUCAUUUUGUUACAGAUAUGUACUAUGAUCAAAGUUGUUUUGCCUAUAAAUAAUAUUGAACGGAGCAUUACUGUACACAUUAAAACAACGUGAAAGGUUUA